AUGGCAGAAACCGGCAGACGUGCAUCGACAGAUGGCGAACAUGCUACUGGACCCACGGAAAAGCAAGAACGUGGUGGAAGCCUAGAUCUCAUUGGUGAUCCCGUUAUCGAAUCGAAUCUCGCACUUCGGAAGCUCUCUGAAGCUUUU
Cylicostephanus goldi is the source of this 147-nucleotide messenger RNA. The record is from the annotation of a GenBank genome assembly. Lineage: Eukaryota; Metazoa; Nematoda; Chromadorea; Rhabditida; Strongylidae.